This is a messenger RNA of Pleurotus ostreatus (oyster mushroom), 402 nucleotides long. RefSeq lists its product as uncharacterized. The record is from RefSeq and is a predicted model, not a curated record. The coding region runs from base 1 to 402 and encodes 133 amino acids. Lineage: Eukaryota; Fungi; Basidiomycota; Agaricomycetes; Agaricales; Pleurotaceae. The transcript is spliced from 2 exons.
AUGACAGGCUCGUUCUCAUUGACCUCUACUGCUCUGACGGCCACGAGUGUUGCAUUGAGCGGUCAAGUGACGCCUGCGCCCGUGACUAGCACUGACGACCGGGGUGGGGACCGGGACCGUUCUGGUUCUUCAGACGACCAUCCGCACAGCGAGGACCGCGAUCGGUCUGCAUCGUCGGACGAUCGUAAUCGGGGCCAAGACGAUAGCACGACCAUUGCAUCGGCCACGACUCUGAGUUCCCCGAGCGCUGUACCCGCUGGACAGACGAGUCUUUCGCCAGCACUUGCUACUGCUCCCGCCAACGAUAUCAACGGAGCAAGGAUGUCAGCCGCUUCCGUGACCGGCGUCGUGACCAUUGCGGUGAUGGUCUCGGGCUUCAUGACGGCAGGGUUUGGCCUAUGA